AUGGAUAAAAUCACCAGCUUUAAAAUUCAAGAAACCAACGAACCAGAAGAUGAAGAAGAAGAAGAGGCGUUAUCGCUCUGCGAUUUACCUCUAAACUCCGAUGAACCCAAGACAGAUAUUCAUCACCGCCGGAGAUCCUCCUCCCAGCUGCCGGAUUUCUUCGAGUUCUUCAACGAUCCCAUCUCCUCCGACGAAACCAACAUGUCACACGCGGAGGACAUAAUCUCCGGCGGCAAGCUCGUUCCCUUUUACAGGCAAUCGCCGCCUCUAAUUCCCGACGAUCAAACCCUGAAAUCUCUUUCCGCCGGAGAUGAAUACAACUCUGCAAACUUUUCUCGGCGGUACUGCGAUUCCUUGCCGGAGAUGAACCCCACGAGAUCAAACACGCACAGCGCCGACGCCGCCGCCGCUACAGAGCUGACGCGGAGCAGCCGUUCUCUGGACUGGAGAAAGCUUCGCCGGAAUUCGAGCCUGGUUAUGAAAUCCGAAGCGUCGGAUGUUCACCGGAGUCUGUCGAGCGGAUCGAGGCCCAGUAGGUGGUAUUCUUUGAUGUUUGGGCCGGUGAUGUUUUCGCCGGAGAUGGAUCUCCGGGACAUGAAAAGCCGGCAGGUUCGCCGGAAGGUGGCGGUGGAUGGCGGAGGGAAAUCUCCGGUUAACCGGAGAAGCUCGUGGGGUAAUGAUUUGCUGAGUGUAUUGAGUUGCAAGAAUCAUGCUAGCGUGGCGGUGGUCAAACCAUCGUCGGUUGGUUUUCUGCCACGUGUGUGAUAAUGACUGUCACGUGAGAAUUUAUUUUUCAGAGUCAAUAUAUGCAUUUACGUACGCAUAUAUACUUUUGUGCAAGAAUUUUGAUUUCAUUAAAAUAGAAAAGAAGUAAUUAGAUUUCAAUAAAAUAUUGUAUUUAUUUGUGUAUUUUUAUUUAUUUUGUUCCAAAGUAAAUGUGCAUUUUGCAUAUGUUUAUUCCGUAUUUUGAAUUCUGCU
Erythranthe guttata (spotted monkey flower) is the source of this 978-nucleotide messenger RNA. RefSeq lists its product as uncharacterized. Lineage: Eukaryota; Viridiplantae; Streptophyta; Magnoliopsida; Lamiales; Phrymaceae. The record is from RefSeq and is a predicted model, not a curated record.